AUGGUAUAUCCAGUGGCCUCCUUCAUUGUGUCUUCUCACAAGGAUUUCAGGAUCAAGCAAUUCCUGGCCAAGAAACAAAAGCAAAAUCAGCCCAUUUCCCAGUGGAUUCAGAUGAAAACUGGUAAUAAAAUCAGAUAUAACUCCAAGAGGAGACAUUGGAGAAGAACCAAGCAGGGUCUAUAA
Molecule: messenger RNA, 183 nt
Organism: Cynocephalus volans (Philippine flying lemur)
Lineage: Eukaryota; Metazoa; Chordata; Mammalia; Dermoptera; Cynocephalidae
Product: large ribosomal subunit protein eL39-like
Exons: 1
Coding region: 1-183 (60 amino acids)
Biological process (GO): translation
Cellular component (GO): cytosolic large ribosomal subunit; ribosome
Molecular function (GO): structural constituent of ribosome
Source: RefSeq, a predicted model, not a curated record